This is a messenger RNA of Papilio xuthus (Asian swallowtail), 2797 nucleotides long. It is a transcript of the gene Sply, whose product is annotated as Sphingosine-1-phosphate lyase. Gene Ontology annotation, cellular component: endoplasmic reticulum. Lineage: Eukaryota; Metazoa; Arthropoda; Insecta; Lepidoptera; Papilionidae. Gene Ontology annotation, biological process: sphingolipid catabolic process; carboxylic acid metabolic process. Bases 252 to 1877 code for a protein of 541 amino acids. Gene Ontology annotation, molecular function: sphinganine-1-phosphate aldolase activity; pyridoxal phosphate binding. The transcript has 11 exons. The record is from RefSeq and is a predicted model, not a curated record.
AUUUCCUUAUAUGAUAGUUUCGUUAUCAAUUUACUUUGAAUUAACUUUUUAAUUAUUAGCCUGGAUGGUUUACAUGUUGACCUUUGUUUAAUUACUUUGUACUUACUUCUUACGACAUACAACGAGUGUAUUAAGCGUUAACUCCUCUUAUCUGCUAAUCAUGAUUAUGAUAUGAAUUUUAGUGAUUUGAGUUUACAGAAUAGUUGUUGAUAUUUGUUACUAUCCUAGUAUUUACAAGGAAGACGGUAGCCAUGAGUGAGCGUCCGCAGCCAUUGAAGGCUAUCAACCGUUUCUUCGAGGGCAAGGAACCAUGGCAGGUUGCUACUAUGACAGCAACAUCCGUUCUUGCCAUUGUCUGGGCACACAGUCUCUACAAUGGCAGAGAGAGUGUUGCUACAAGGUUGAGAAAAGAGUUUUUCCGUUGGCUUCGUCAAGUGCCUAUGGUGAGACGUAAAAUUGAAGAAAAGAUGGCGGAAAUUAAGCAAGACUUCCAGAAGGAUAUUACCAAGCGAUUGGCCGGAGUGACAAUCAGACGGGAACUGCCGAGUACUGGUCUCUCAGCUGAACAGAUUUCUGAGGAGAUUAAGGAUCAUCUUGCACUGGGAACGUAUGAUUGGCGUGGCGGGAGCGUAUCUGGUGCUGUGUACCAUCUGAGCGAAGAGAUAGCUAAGGUUGCGUGUGACGCGUACGCCCUCACCGCAUACACUAACCCUUUGCAUGCCGACGUAUUCCCCGGAGUUAACAAGAUGGAGGCGGAAGUCGUCCGGAUGGCGGUCAACCUUUUCCAUGGCGAUGAUGAAUGCUGUGGCACCGUGACAACGGGUGGUACGGAGUCAAUAAUAAUGGCUUGUAAGGCAUUCCGUGAUUUGGCAGUAAACAAGGGUAUCAGUAACCCUCAGAUUGUGGUCCCAUCUACGGUACAUUCAGCAUUUGACAAGGCGGCACAGUAUCUCAAUUUGUCCGUGGUGACAGUGCCCGUGUCUCCAGACACGUAUACAGUUGAUGUAGACGCGGUCAGGAAUGCCAUCGGUAGGAGGACAUGUUUGAUCGUAGGAUCAGCUCCUAACUACCCGUACGGUACAAUGGACGACAUCGCGGCGUUGUCAGAGAUAGCGCAGGAGUACGGAGUGCCGCUGCAUGUAGACGCGUGUCUGGGAGGUUUCCUGGCUGCCUUCAUGCCUGACGCGGGCUACGACGUGCCGCUGUUCGACUUCAGACUGCCAGGCGUAGCUAGCAUAUCUGCUGAUACCCAUAAGUACGGGUACGCUCCGAAGGGUACGUCGGUGGUGCUGUACCGAAAGCCGGAGUACCGGCAUUGCCAGUACACCGUCACCACAGAGUGGCCCGGCGGUGUCUACGGCUCGCCCACUGUCAAUGGCAGCCGUGCGGGCGGACUGAUAGCGGCGUGCUGGGCCACUAUGAUGUACGUUGGCCGCGCGCGCUACGUGCAGAUGGCUGAUGAAAUUAUCACAACAGCCAGAUAUAUAGAGAAAGAGAUACGUAAGAUCGAGGGUUUAUUCGUGUUUGGAAAGCCGGUGACCAGUGUGGUGGCGUUCGGCUCCAAACAGUUCGACAUCUUCAAGUUCGCUGAACUCCUGCACAAGAAAGGAUGGGCGCUAAACGCACUGCAGUUCCCCUCAGGGGUGCACAUCUGCGUGACUCAUGCGCACACACAGGCGGGCGUGGCGCAGCGCUUCGUGGAGGAUGUGCGCGCUGUGGCAGCAGAAUGCAGGAGCACUGCCGGCGGCGAACCAGUACAAGGAAAAAUGGCGAUCUACGGCGUUGCUCAAGAAAUUUCUGACAGGAGCUUGGUAUCUGAUAUCACGAAACACUUCAUUGAUUCAAUGUACUAUUUGCCCACAUCUGAAGCCCAGUAGUAUAUAAGAAACAAUUAUUAAUAUAUAAGUAUUCAAAAUUGUGCAAUUUUUUUAGGUUAUGUAACGCAACUACGGCUAAGACGGCUUCUAUUCUUACUUGAUUAAAGAUUUUAAAGUUAUAUAAGUAAUAGAAAAGAAAUCGAUAUCGACGUUUAAAGUUAUUUAAAGUAACAAUUUAUAUGAAUGUCAUAUUUAAUUAUUUAUAGUGAAUUUUACUGUUCAAGUACAAUGGCAAAGAGUAAAGAUAAAUUUAUCUUUUAUCUAAAAUCAAUUACUCUUCAUAUUUUAAAUUAUAAGAUAGCAAAAUAUUAUUUGUGAUAUUUGUUACGUAAUACAAAACAAGAAAUAAAAGAAAAUAUGUUAAUGGGGAGAAAAAGUAGCGCUAAAUAUACCACAGAUAUACAAAAAAAUAAUUUAUUCCAUAUACAAAGUAUGAAGUAGUCAAAAUUUCAAAAAUAAGUAAUUUUUUUUAAUAAUAAUGAGAUAAUUAACAAAUUAUUUAUAACAAAAGAGGGAAUAUAUUAUUAUUACUAAAAUGACGUUUAAAAUUUUUGACAGAUGACAGCUCAUUUUUGACGCCAGCGUCACCUGCUUACAGCUUUUAGUUAUUCUCCCCAUACUUUAAUCCAUGAAAAAAAUAUAUUACUAAUGUUAAAUAGUGACAUCUAUGGAAUUUAUUAGAAAACAAAAAGUCUGCGAAUUGAAAAUAGAUGGCGCUUUCUUUCAGAUGUUCCAAUGAUACUACGAAACAUAUUGUCAUCUCUUUUAUUUUCUUUGAAUAAAAGAGAGAUGUCUAUAUGUUGAUAGUUUUGAUUUCUGCAGUAGUUUAUUGCGUUAAUUAUUUGGAUUAAGGGUUGUUGUAAAGUAUAUUCUAUUAUUUAAUUUGGUUUUAAAAUUGAAUAUUGAUAUUUUUUAAGUUA